This is a messenger RNA of Lolium rigidum, 1436 nucleotides long. RefSeq lists its product as uncharacterized. The transcript has 2 exons. Bases 1 to 1206 code for a protein of 401 amino acids. The record is from RefSeq and is a predicted model, not a curated record. Lineage: Eukaryota; Viridiplantae; Streptophyta; Magnoliopsida; Poales; Poaceae.
AUGAGCUGCUCGUCAUCGCCGCGGGACGCCGACGUCGACGAGAGGCGGAGGCAUGGCGGCCGGGGCAAGAACCAGGAGGAGGUCCCGGCGCUGGACCUGCUCGACGACUUCUGGUUCUUCAGCAACUCCCUGGGCGGCGGCGGCAGGGACGACGGCAAGGGAGGAGCAAGGAGGCCGCCGCUGCUGCCCAAGUCGCCCUCCACGUCCUCCUCCGGGCGGGCCAAGACCGGCGGCGCCUCCGACGACCAGCUGCAGAUGCAGGGGCGCAAGUCCCGGUUCCUCCGCACGCCGUCGCUCCCGUCGCCGCGCAUCAGGAUGGACCCGCCGCCGUCGUCGUCCAGGCACGUCGAGGAGGUGCCCGAGGAAGAUACAACUGCUGGUGCAGAUCAGGCCGCGCCGGCCGAGGCGGCGGAGGACGACGACAUGAACUGGAGCAAGAUUUACGAGGGCGUCCUGCGCACCAGGAUCGCAGAGGAAGGACGCGGGUCAGGGUCGUCGUCGCCGCUGCUGCACCGGGCGCCGUCCACGCCGGUCCCAUAUUCGGCCAUGAUGGGCGUCGAUGGCCGUGGCCGCGGCGAGGAGGCGGUCACCAGGUCCACGCCCAGCCUGCCCAGGCUCAGGCACUCGCACAGCACGCUCGAGAACCACUGCCGAUCCCACACGCCCACCAAGCCUGACCGUGACCACCGGACGCCGAGACUGGCAAGCAUCAGCAGCAGCAGAGCGGAGCGUGGGCAUCCGCGGCGCGACCUCCGAUCCUUCGGCGCGAGCCAGCAUCCGUCCACCAUCGCCCGGACCAAGAGCGAGUUCCUGGACAAGAGGUGGAAGAGCUCGAGCGCGCUGGAGUCGAUCGAGGUGCAGGGGUUCAAGGACCUGGGCUUCGUCUUCGACCAGGAGGAGCUGCGCGAGAGCCUGGCGGACGUGCUCCCGGGCCUCAAGACCAGGGGCAGCUCCGCCUCCGGGUCCGGCAGCGCCAGCGACAACGACGACGCCAACGUCGAGCACGCGGGCCAGGACGACGGGGUCGUGCGGCGGCCGUACCUGUCGGAGGCGUGGCAGCACGGCGCGCGGUCGACGCCGCCCCUCACGGCGUCCGCGUCGGCGAUCAGGCUGCAGCAGGCGGACGCGAGGUCCGCGGCGGAGAUGAAGGACCAGCUCCGGAUGUGGGCGCAGGCCGUCGCGUGCAACGUCCGACAGGAGUGUUAAAUGGCCGCCGCCGCCGUACUGCCCGCCCGCCUGCCUCCAUGGCAUUCGCUUGCUUCAGUCAUCCCGCGCGAACUACAUUCUGGUUCUACUAUCUACUGUACAACAGAGAUCGAGAUUAGACAAACACACGAGCUACCACGUCCAAUGAUAUGAUGCUCCAAAUUUUGUUACUUUCGCCAUGCGCCGAAAAUUUCCAAACGGAUAUAAAUAAACAUUUAGGUAGCUGUUCA